UUAUAAAAAUAUAAUUACUAUGUACCUACUAAGUACUAAAUACAACUUAAUAUGUUUUCUGUGCUUACGGUCUAAUCUGUUAUAUGUUAAUUUUUUUAGCUUGUUCCGCAUUCGCAGAACCUAUUAAUCGUAAUGGCAGGAACGCUGGAACCAAUGAUUAUUUCCUUUACACCAGGAGAAACCGUGCGACAGCGCAAACACUUGUGAUAGACAACGUGAACAGCAUAACUACAUCUAACUUCGAUGCUAAGUGUUCCACUAUUGUCGCCAUCCACGGCUGGGUUGAUGACUCUCAUUCUGAAUUCAACCAAGCCAUCAAGAAUGCGUACCUUGAAAAGAAUGAUGUGAACAUCAUUAUGGUGGACUGGAGCCCGUUAUCACAGGGGUCGUAUACUGCUGCAGUUUCUGGAGUACCCAAAGUCGGGCGUGAUCUCGGCCAGUUCAUCAGCUUCCUCACCACGACGACUGGCGCUUCUCUUGACAAUGUUCACUUAAUUGGGUUCAGUUUAGGUGCUCAUGUGGCCGGCAAUGCGGGCAGGGCCCUUGGUGGAAAAGUGGCACGUAUUACUGGAUUGGAUCCUGCUGGACCUCUGUGGGCUGGCAAUUCAAACUGCUUGAAAGCAUCUGACGCAGUCUAUGUAGAAGUCAUCCACUCUGACGGUAGCUUGGUUGGCCUCGGCAUCCCAUACGCCGUGGGUGACGUGGACUUCUUCCCUAACGGGGGCACUGGCCAGCCUGGUUGCUCUGACAUGUUCUGCAACCACAACAGAGCGUGGGAGUUGUUCGCUGCGACCGUCACUUUCAACAACCUGGUUGCCAAUCAGUGUGCUAACAUGAUACAGGUUGCUACAAACAGCUGUCGAGGACAACAGUUGCAUAUGGGCAACGAUCAAUUAAACAAGAGGGGGUCUGGAUUGUAUCGAGUAAACACGAAAGCGAAAUACCCUUUCUGACGAGAUACUAUUAAAAC
This is a messenger RNA of Bicyclus anynana (squinting bush brown), 970 nucleotides long. Its product is annotated as pancreatic lipase-related protein 2-like. The coding region runs from base 84 to 953 and encodes 289 amino acids. The transcript is spliced from 5 exons. NCBI's taxonomy places the organism in Eukaryota, Metazoa, Arthropoda, Insecta, Lepidoptera, Nymphalidae. Gene Ontology annotation, biological process: lipid metabolic process. Gene Ontology annotation, molecular function: lipase activity. The record is from RefSeq and is a predicted model, not a curated record.